This is a messenger RNA of Lingula anatina, 2810 nucleotides long. Its product is annotated as vesicle-associated membrane protein 7-like. Gene Ontology annotation, cellular component: SNARE complex; membrane. Lineage: Eukaryota; Metazoa; Brachiopoda; Lingulata; Lingulida; Lingulidae. Gene Ontology annotation, molecular function: SNARE binding; SNAP receptor activity. The record is from RefSeq and is a predicted model, not a curated record. Gene Ontology annotation, biological process: exocytosis; vesicle fusion.
GUCAGAAGAAAACAAGACAGAGAGCGCAGAAGGAAGGAAGACCCUAUGAACACAAACUUUACUCAGUUUUGUGGUACUCUUAAGAACGGUCGUAGGUUCGUAGGUUUUUUAUAGGACCAUUUAAGACGGGAAAGUGAAGGACUGAAGUUAAGUGUUGUAUGUGUAGAAUAGAGACCUAAAGGCCAAUUUUACUGCAAGAUGCCUCUCCUGUUUGCUGUUGUUGCGAGGGGAAAUACAGUGCUGGCCAAAUAUGCAGGAUGUGCUGGAAACUUCACUGAAGUCACAGAUCAAAUUCUGAGCAAAAUUUCCCCAGAAAAUGCCAAGCUUACAUACUCACAUGGCAGCUACCUUUUCCACUAUGUAUCAGAAGACAGAAUAAUCUAUCUUUGUAUAACAGAUGAUGAUUUUGACAGAAGCAGAGCUUUUUUAUUUUUGAAUGACAUCAAGAGGAAAUUCCAGACUCAGUAUGGCACGCGCUCACAGACAGCUCUGCCAUAUGCAAUGAACAGUGAAUUUUCCAGGGUUUUAGCUGCCCUUAUGAAACACUACAGUGAGAACAGGCAAGCAGGUGCCUCAGCAUCUGGAUACCAGGAUGAGGAAGCAAAUGUAGACAAAGUAGCAAAAGUUCAAGGUCAAGUGGAUGAGCUCAAGGGAAUUAUGGUCAAGAAUAUAGAUAGUAUGGUUUCACGAGGAGAGAGGCUGGAACUGCUUGUAGAUAAAACAGAGGACUUAAGUUCCCAUUCUGUUCAGUUUAGAAAAUCUAGUCAGAAUCUUGCAAGGUCACUGUGGUGGAAGAACGUAAAAAUUACAAUUGUUGUUGCAGUGAUAGCUAUUAUUGUUUUGUACUUGAUUGUAUCAUGGGCUUGCGGGGGAUUGGAUUGGCCUUGUACAAGGAAACAAUGAACAAUUACAGACACAAACUAUUAUUAUAUUAUAUAAUAUUGUUUCAACUGCCUCCCGGCAGGAUGUGUAUAUUGAGAAGAUAUAUGUUACUGUAUGGGUCAUAAUAUCACCUCAUCUAUUUAAGGUUGUAAGAUCUUAAAGGUCCAUAAAAUAUUGGUUUCAUUAACUGGUUGGUGACAUAAUAGAGAACUGUCUCUAUAUUCAUGUUCUCAUAUAUCCAGGAUUUCUAUUUGAAUACCCUUGUAAUAUUAUAACUACAUUUGAUGGCAUUUAUUCAAAUGAUGAACCAUAUUACAAAGUCCCAGAGUACAUGGGUGGAUUACUUCUUGAAUGUGUUCAAUUUGUUAUAUACGGUAUAUAAGGGUGAAGAUUAUUGUAUGAGCAUGGAACGGGAGUCGGCAUAGAUUAAGAUGGUUUUCACAUUCCACCUAUACUGCCUGUUUGUUACAUGAAAAAGUUGAGUAAAAAAUCCACAGCCGUUUUUCUGGUGAUAAAGGCAUGACAUGACAAAAUGGAGUAGUGUUGGUGCAGUUCUGGUGAGCCUGUGAUGUCAUCAUAGAGUGGUGCUCUAAGUAGUCCUACUAAGUUUUACAGUAAUAAUCUAGCAGACAAUAAAUGUGCCAAGAGACAUGUACACCUGGAGGAAUGUGAACUUAAAUUUCGAUCUGUAAUUCUGUUACUUUUGACCCGUAAUUCUGUUACUUUUGAUCUGAAGUUUUGUUAUUUUUGAUCUGUAAAUCCAUACCUGAUAUGUUUGCUGUUCACAGGGAGCCAGUACACCACCGGUACACUAAUUUCAGAUUGGUUGAGAAAUCCCAUUUAGUUUGUUAUUAUUAUUGUUUGUUCAAUACUGCGUCUUUUAUCCUUUCUUCAUAGAGAAGAUAGGUAAUUUGAAAAGUAGUUGGUUCUGUUAUUUUCUUACUAAUAUGUCAAGAUCUCAUAUUGAUAUAGUUCUCUUUGGCGAGGCACGUAUGUUAAAAGAGUAAUUAAAUCACGAAUAUUGCUAAAUAUGGAAAAUAACUCUUCAUUGACUCCUGUACCAGAGGAUGUGCUCGUUUGGUGUAAGGUGUACGACAGACGGUGUAAUGAGUCCUUGAUUUCUUUUACGUAAAACCGUUAUUUGUAAUCCACCAUUCGUUUUAUCUUUUUGUACCCAUCUUGUAUUGAUUUCACUUCUGAAGAGAAUAAUUUACAAUGGUUCAAAACAAAUGCUCGUAUGUCUUUAUUUCAAGAUUAUUAUAUGUAGAUAAUCUGUAGCAUGUCUUUUUACAAAAUUUAACCGCACAAGUGCGGUAGGUAAGUACUUGCAAAGAUCAAAGAGGUGACUAGUUUAAAUGAUGUAUUUAUGAAAAAAUGUUCUUUGGAAGCGAAAAAUAAAGAACACCGAUGCAAUCCUGCUAUAAAGCCAAUACCGAAGCGUGAAAUACUCACAAGAAUCGCUUAAAAUUGUAGGAUUUUGUGUAUAGAACAAGGUAAAAGUGCCCUUUAAUUAAGUACCACAAAGUGUGGCACGGUUGCACAGCAUGUGUGUGCAAAUGGCAUUCACAUAGCGCCAGAGGUAGUAUUAUCUGCUAUUGAAAUGUUGAAAACGACUUCUGAAAAAGUUAAUUUAUUGUGUUUUUAAUUGACUGGACUCGAAACAAAUGGUGAGUGAAAUUUUUGAAUGCGGGCCUGCAAACCAAGGCCUUGGGAGUAAAAGCCACCGUACACCACCAGAGCCAGUAGUUUCAACUGGACUGGCCCUUUCUAAAGAGACGAGGUUUUUAAGCGAGGCGUGUGAAAGUUGCGGCUGCGCAUAAAAAAAAAAUGAAAAUGAAUAUAUUUAAGAAUGUCAUGUUGCUUAUUAAUUCAUUUCUAAAGAAAUCGCUUGUCAGUCAAGAACGUAACGUUCUUCGUUUUGUUCAAUA